AGCACCCAGCCGCCGCACGGCCCCGGAAGCGCUUUGACAACCCCCCUCCCCCCAGUGGCGUCGCACACCGACCCGCAGCCUGUCGCGAACCUUGGACCCGUUUGGCCCUCGACGCGCCGUGGCAUCCCUGGGACCCCGGGAACUGUGAUGGGCAGUGGCAGCAAGGGGGAAAGGUUCCCAUGGCGUCGGAGCGGCGCAAGGUCAAGAACCACUGGGUCAGCUCUUCGGCUGGGGGGCCCAGCGAGCUCAGCUGCCUCCGGGAGCCCAAUCAUGUGGCGGCCACCGCCCGCCGGCCGGCCCUCCGGCCCGCGUCGCCCUCGGGAGCGCCCAGCAGCCCCAAGCGCCUGAGAGCCGGCCAGGAGGACCAUGUGGCCAGCACGCCGAGGUUGCUCCGGGGCCCAUCCGGCCGCCGAAGUACCGCCUCCCGGGCCUCCGGGCCAGGUGUGGGUGGGGCUCGCGCCAAAGGUCGCCUGAUGAAGAGCACUGGGGGCUUCCUGGGCCCUGCCAGCCCCUCUCCGGAAAACAUGGCUUCUUUCGAGGAGGAAGCUGUCAGCCCUAAGGUUUAUUCUAAGGAUAGUUACUGUAACUUCACAAACUCUGGAUUUCCAGCUGAAGCUGAGGAUAAAAAUGAUACAAAUGAGGAACCAAACAAAGUCCAGAAAAGGAGGAGGGAGCGACUUCAAGACCAAGACCAAGGCUCUACAGUGAUCUACCUGAAGGCCAUCCAGGGCAUCUUGGGGAAGUCAAUGCCCAAAAGGAAGAGCGAGACUGCCACCAGGGCAAAACCAAGUACAGGAGCAGGUGCUGCCCACGAGAGAAGGCCAGCCAGGAAUGUUACCGUUUUGGCUCGUCAGACAGAGCCAGAGCCAGCCCCAGAGGUCAGAGCACAGGAGGACCAGACCAGGAGCAGCUUCUUUAAUACGAGAGUGGUUGUGGACACUCAGGAGAAACUCAGUGAGGAGCCCCUUCAUUACCGGAGGACAGUCUUCGAGAGAGACAUUUCCCCAGACUCUUCCCCGGACUCUUCCCCAGACUCUUCCCCACUACACCUUUCGAGAGGAUGCAACUCCCCUUCAAAAACCCAGACGGAGAAAUCCAGGAAGGUGGUCAUGCUGGGGGACUCCUCGUCAGGAAGCGACUGGUCCGAUGUAGACGAGGUCUCCGCAAUCAGGUUCUCUCAGGAGGAGCCGGUCUCUCGGAAGCUCGCCACGCUUCCAGAGCCCUUGCCCUUGGCCACUGACUAUGUCAUGUACCCCCCGCAUUUGUACAGCAGCCCGUGGUGUGACUACGCCAGCUACUGGACCAGCAGCCCCAAGCCCUCCAGCUACCCCUCCCUGGGCGGCAGCAGCAAUGGCACCUCCCAGGCCGGGAAGAGCAGCUGGAGCCUCCUGAGCGAUUACUCCCCCAGCUCUACCGUGAGCUCCCAGCACACAACUAGAGACCUGGAGCCCACGGAGGAGGGCAGGUCUCAGAACACGCGUUCAUUUCACUUCUCCACGGGUUUGGAAGAUGAGGAGGUGAAGGGGAAAAAAACAUUCCAGGAGACAUUCCAGGAGGAGAGCCCAGCGCGUCCGUGUGUAGAAUACACCUCCAGCUCCCUGCCAAGUAGCCGCAGGAAGCCGAGCCUCGAAGAGGGCUUCAUUGACACCCAUUGCCACCUGGACAUGCUCUAUGCCAAGUUGUCUUUCAGAGGGACCUUUACCAAGUUCCGGAAAAUUUAUAGCAGCUCCUUCCCGAAGGAGUUUCAGGGCUGCAUCUCUGACUUCUGCGACCCUCGGACCCUCACAGACCGCCUUUGGGAGGAGCUGCUGAGAGAGGAUUUGGUUUGGGGGGCCUUUGGCUGCCACCCUCAUUUUGCACGUUACUAUAGUGAUACUCAAGAAAGAAAUCUUUUGCAAGCUUUAAGGCACCCCAAGGCUGUGGCAUUUGGGGAAAUGGGCUUGGAUUACUCUUACAAGUGUACCACACCUGUCCCUGAACAGCAUAAGGUAUUUGAGCGGCAGCUCCAGCUGGCCGUGUCUCUGAGAAAGCCUUUGGUGAUCCACUGCCGGGACGCUGAUGAAGACCUGCUGGGCAUCCUGAAGAAACGCGUGCCCCCCGACUACAAGAUCCAUAGACAUUGCUUCACUGGCAGCUACCCGGUCAUCGAGCCCCUGCUGAAGUACUUCCCCAACAUGUCUGUGGGCUUCACAGCAGUCCUGACUUACUCCUCCGCGUGGAAGGUCCGGGAGGCCCUACGACAGAUCCCGCUGGAGAAAAUCAUCGUGGAAACCGAUGCUCCCUACUUUCUCCCUCGCCAGGUUCCCAAAAGCCUUUGCCAAUAUGCCCACCCGGGCUUGGCCCUGCACACUGUACGAGAGAUUGCCAGGGUCAAAGACCAGCCACUCUCCCACACCUUGGCCACCUUACGUGAGAACACCAGUCGCCUCUACAAUCUUUAAGCAAGUGUGCAGUUAAGGAGUGGCCCCGAAAAGGUUGUAACAUGCACAUGUGGUUUUCACAGACUGGCACGCGCUCUGGCUGCUGCAUUUCCCAUGAGAGAGCGCACACUGGAGGAGCAGGCGAAGUCCGCUCUGUCGGGCCAGCUUGGUUUGGACCCUUCCUUCUUCCUUUCUCUCUUCAGGCUCCAGGGAGGCACAGGCUGGGUCUGAGCGUGGCCUCUCUCCACAUCUAGGGUGUGUUUUUUCGGAGCGUCCAUUGCAAUGGAGGGUACCAGGAUAGAACGUGUGCCUCAGAACCUCUUCCUAAGGCUUCUGCUCCCAGUGGG
Echinops telfairi (small Madagascar hedgehog) is the source of this 2767-nucleotide messenger RNA. It is a transcript of the gene TATDN2, whose product is annotated as TatD DNase domain containing 2. NCBI's taxonomy places the organism in Eukaryota, Metazoa, Chordata, Mammalia, Afrosoricida, Tenrecidae. Gene Ontology annotation, molecular function: hydrolase activity, acting on ester bonds. The transcript has 7 exons. The record is from RefSeq and is a predicted model, not a curated record. Bases 180 to 2441 code for a protein of 753 amino acids.